Messenger RNA from Onychostoma macrolepis, 931 nucleotides. RefSeq names its product galectin-9B-like. The transcript has 8 exons. Lineage: Eukaryota; Metazoa; Chordata; Actinopteri; Cypriniformes; Cyprinidae. Gene Ontology annotation, molecular function: galactoside binding; carbohydrate binding. Gene Ontology annotation, cellular component: nucleus; cytosol. Bases 1 to 864 code for a protein of 287 amino acids. The record is from RefSeq and is a predicted model, not a curated record. Gene Ontology annotation, biological process: positive regulation of gene expression; negative regulation of CD4-positive, alpha-beta T cell proliferation; negative regulation of type II interferon production.
AUGGCUCUGCAUCAGCAACCACCAUUUUUCAACCCGAGUGUACCGUUCACUACUCCGAUCCAGGGAGGAUUGCAGGAUGGUAUGAGUAUUACUGUAUGUGGACAGGUUUGGCCUAAUGCAGACACAUUUGAGGUGAACCUUCAGUAUGGGUCUGAUGUCAUACUGCAUUUCAACCCUCGCUAUGAAGGAGGAUCUGGGUACAUCGUGCACAACACCAAUCAGAAAUGUGUCUGGGGUGAAGAAGAACGUGAGUACAAAACUCCCUUCCCGAGAGGCCAGGCGUUUGCUCUGCAGAUCCUCGUCACCCAGGAGUCAUACAAGAUAAAUGUCAAUGGGAAACCCUUCUCAGAGUACAAGCACCGUAUGCCGUUCUCAAGGGUGGACCACAUCUACGUGAUUGGAAACGUGGAACUGAGUUUAGUUGCUUUCCAAUAUCUCGCGCCUCAUUAUGCUGCACGUCCAGGAUCUUUUACAAUGCCAUACAAAAGCAUCAUCUAUGGUGGAGUACAGCCUGGCAAAGUCAUCAUCAUCCAAGGAGUCAUCAGCCCACACGCACAAAGAAUAUGUUUUAUUCUACGGUACAUAACUGGAAUUGCGUUGGAAUACAGUCUUCGUUUUGAUGAGAAUGUGGUUGUACGCAACACUUAUGAUGAUGGGACAUGGGGCAAGGAGGAACGAUGUGGAUGCAUGCCGUUUAAAAGAGGGCAACCACUGCAGGUCAUCAUUUUCUGCACUCAUCAAAAUUUUGAGAUCUUUUCCAACGGUGAAAAAGUUCACACUUACAACCAUCGUUACAGUAAUCUGGAGUACAUUGAUGUUUUAGACAUUUGUGGAGACGUGCAGCUGAGCUUUGUGCAGCCCUGACAAAGACUUCAUCCAGAUCUAUGAGAAAUGCAUGUUCAAACCUGCAUCAGUCUACAUAAACUUGUUU